AUGUUAGCUGGUGUCUUAUCAGCGAGAGAUCUGAGGGCGUCGCUGAGGGCGGUCGUUGGGGGAGUCGACUCGGAACUCUCCCUGUCGUCAAGCAGCCUUCGAUUCUGGAAGUCCUUACCCUCUAACCUUGCCAAUCGGAAGGACCAGCAGCCACGGGCGGAGAACAGAGAAUGCGCAACGGCCUCGCGCGCGCAAGGCACCCUCUUCCGCCUCAAGCGAUUUACUGGUUUCUCCCCUUCAGUCUUCUUCCAUCAACCGUUGCAUCUCCAGCCUGAUCAAUCGAUGGAGGAAGACACCUGGCCUGGAGGACUCAUCAAAGAAGACAUCACCACCCUCCAGGAAAGUACUUCAGAUCAAGCGAUGGAGGAAGACACCCGGCCUGGAGGACUCACCAAAGAAGACAUCACCACCCUCCAGGAAAAAGGAUCAGGAGAUGGAGAGAGAUGCAUUCAACGCCUGGAGGCCUCAACAAUUCUUAGAUCAAGUGAUGGAGAGAGACGUCGACCCCCGCCUGGAGGCUUCAUCAUUCAAGUCAUCACCAGCAUCCUGUACGUUUUACAAUUGAGUGAUGGAGAGCUUUGUCAUGCUAUGCUACGCUUCUCAUCUUUCAUGCAGUUGACCUCUCCUUUACCUUCAAUUCUGAGAAGACCUCUCUUUUAUGACAGUAGUCCUGUUUCCUUUGAGACCAGUGAGGUUCCUUUGUCCUUCUUUUCGACCUUCCUGAUGGCUGUUUCAAGUCUCCUGGACAUCAUAUAGCAGCCCUUAGACCCUUAUUGGCUUCAUUGUCACGUGAACCUUCGGUUUGACUCUGUGCUAUUCCACAACACCUUUAUAACUCUGCAAAUUGUCUAGUGAUGCAUGCACGUGUUUUGACUGUGGUUUUUCUUGCCUUCUUCAUUUGGUGUUUUCUUCUGGUGUGUUUUAUGUUAUGUUAUCAUUCCUGUACCAUUAUCUUAGUUGUUUUCUUAUUUGAUAUUAAAUGUAUUUUGGGAAAAUGGAUGUGCCUAUUGUGAUGCCCAAUUUUUUUUUGUCUCCUCAAUUGAUUUGUAUUCACCACCGAACCCAUUCUGACUAUCAUGUUCUUUGUCGUUUCACGCUUCAUUUUGGAAUGUGGUCCCAUUGGCCCUGCACUGCUGCGAUCGAGU
Molecule: messenger RNA, 1145 nt
Organism: Darwinula stevensoni
Lineage: Eukaryota; Metazoa; Arthropoda; Ostracoda; Podocopida; Darwinulidae
Source: the annotation of a GenBank genome assembly